Messenger RNA from Limulus polyphemus (Atlantic horseshoe crab), 4289 nucleotides. RefSeq lists its product as uncharacterized. The transcript has a single exon. Lineage: Eukaryota; Metazoa; Arthropoda; Merostomata; Xiphosura; Limulidae. The record is from RefSeq and is a predicted model, not a curated record. Bases 135 to 1760 code for a protein of 541 amino acids. Gene Ontology annotation, molecular function: 1-phosphatidylinositol-3-kinase regulator activity. Gene Ontology annotation, cellular component: phosphatidylinositol 3-kinase complex. Gene Ontology annotation, biological process: regulation of growth; intracellular signal transduction; phosphatidylinositol phosphate biosynthetic process.
UCAACGAAUAUUAUUAUCAGGAGUUGCUGCUAAGUUUAACUUUUAGGUAUUUUCGUUUUGUUUUAAUGUUGUUGAGUGUUUUGUGGCAAAAGCUUCAAAUCGUUGUGUUUGAAAAUGGACCAACGGCUUAAAAGAUGAUGAAAAGAGUGAAUUUCGGGCACUUGAAAGCAGCUUUUACAAGACGAUCUAAGGCUAAGCAUCAACUUGGUGGCUCAGGAUGUCUCCAUGCAAAUGGCGACGCCCUCGGCAAGCUUAAUAAAGAGGCUGAAACUGAAAAAUCGAGCUUUGAAAGUGAGUGUGAACCAGCCAGUUGUACUGUUAAUGUUACAGAACGCAGCAAUGAAAAAGGUUUGACACAGAAUAGAAGCAAAGGUAAAAAAAAGACUAUACUGACAGCCUUGCGGUGGAAGUGGCGUAAAAGCACGAGAAAGAAACGACGGGAGAAUCGGCAUAGUUUGGUGUGUGAUUCUCGAAUAAGUCGCAGUCAAAUCCCACAUUCUGAAAAUUCUGAUGUUGGAGUGGGCUUGAUCCAAAAUUCUAGCUUCACUUCUCAAAAGCCUCGUUCAAAACAAACAAAAUCUUUGACUAGAGGUGCAGUGUGUCCAAUGCCAUCACCUAUUCACUGUGUUCGCCGUGAAUCUAGUAGUUUAUAUGAGAAUGAAGAAAAUAGUGAUCAAUCAGCAUCAGCGGUGAGUACAAAUGAAACUGUAACUGUAAGACAAGUGGGCAUAAGCUUAAUAGAGCCUAAAGAAGUUAGGCCUGUUACUGGAGUUACAGAUAGAGAUUUAUGUACAAACUGUUCUUGUAAUUCCAAACCUAUCCUAAAAUGCUGUGGUACAGAUACCUCAGUAUCAUGUAGUUGUGAUAAAAACAUUGAUGAUUUCUUUAAAAAUAUGGAAACAAAGCAGUCUACUAAUAUUUCGAGUAAUAGAAAUAGUACCACAAUUGAGCUUGAGAAGUGUGUUGACAAAUUCCCAGACAGUAAAGCUUAUUCUUCUCCCAGUACAUCUAGUCACCCAAUACAAGGGAACAAAGAGGAUCAUCUGAAUAACAUUUCUAGUAAUAGUAUAGAGAAAAAUAAAAUUGAGUUACAUGUUAAAGUGCAGAAAAGCAAAAAUGAAUUAAAUGUUUCAAAAUCAUCUGAAAUCCCUCCAGAUUCUUCAAGCCUAGCCUUGGAUGUGCCUUCAUCAUGCACUGAAUUCCAGUGUAAACAAGCAGUUUUUAAUGUUUAUGCUGAUGUACCUGAUAGCCCCAAGACUGUGAGCAUUACAGAAGAAUUGUUCAAAUUAUCCAAAUGUGGUUGGUACUGGGGUCCAAUCACUCGUAGUGAAGCUGAAGAGAAACUUUCUGAUCAACCAGAUGGGGCUUUCUUGGUGCGAGACAGUUCAGAUGAUCGUUACCUCCUUAGUCUAAGUUUUCGAUCUUAUGGACGAACUCUACAUACUCGUAUCGAGCACUGUAAUGGUUUAUUCAGCUUUUAUGCUCAACCAGAACCAGAAGGCCACUCAUCAAUUGUGGACUUAAUUGAGCAGUCCAUGAACUAUUCUCAGUCUGGAGUGUUUUGUUAUUCUCGCAGUCGGUACCGUGGGUCGCCAUCUUUUCCUGUUCGUUUAACAAAAGCUAUGUCUAGGUUCACUCAAGUACGUACUUUGCAGUACUUAUGUAGAUUUGUGAUACGGCAAUAUACUCGAUUUGACCACAUUCAGCACCUUCCUCUACCUGCUCGCAUCAAAGGUUACUUAGAGGAAGGCCAUUAUUGAACUAAGAGUAAAUUUUUUUAAAUUAUAGAAUUUAUCAAGCUUACCAAAUUAUUUUUUCAAACACAGUGACCAAUAACAAAAUAUAACAAUGAAGAGUGAUUCUUAACCAAAGCUCAAGUAGCUCAAUUAAAAUAAAUGUCUGUGUUAUUUUGUAUGAAAGAAAAUAUUACAGGUAGGUAUAUUUGAUAACUUGUAUUUUAUUUUAUGUUAAACCGAUUAUUGAUUUAUUAAAGCAACUUAAUAUAAUACUAAAGCCCCAGUGAAUUCAGUGUAUACUGGUAGGACUUUUGAGUAGAAGUUCCAUAACUUUAAUGGAUGAGUAAAGUCUAAAACUUAAUUUCUGGAACAUUUAAAAACUAAUAUGUAUUUAUUUAAAGUAUAUGUUUAAGAAUAACUUUAGAAGUUUUUUCCCGCUGCAACUACAUAUGGACAACAAGAUACCAUUUGGUCCUUCAAAGCUAUCUAUCUUAGCACACCUACUUUUGAAAGAAAUAUAAGCAUGCCUUCAUUAUUUUUUUAGAACAUCAUCAGUUCCCUUCUUAAACUUGUAUAAAAUGCUAACCUUCAGUAUUGACAAUGGCAACUCAUUACAUAAACCAGUUACUGUGUUAUAAAAAUAAAGCUGUCUUAACUGGACCGUAGCUUAUGUUUCCCAAAUCUUAAACUUGUAUCCUCUUAUGUCUGGAACUGUUUGAAAAGAACUAAUUUUUACUUUAGUUGUGUGUAUAUGAAAUUUUAACUUGAAGUUGGUAUUCUGUGUAUUUGCAGUAUAUAGAAAAUGUAAAUUAAUAAAAGUAUUAUAUUUAAAUCCUGAAAACAAUGUGUAAUGAAUAUUUAAGAAUAUCUCAAACUUCCUGUGAACUAUGUCACAAUGCUUCUUCUGUUUAAAGUGUUCAUUAUGUAAAAAUGUACUAAAAAUGUUUGUAGCAUUAUAAUUUUGAUUAUUACAGACUUCCUGUGAUACUUGUUUAACUUUAGUAUGUGGAAUACAGACUUGAAGUAAUUUUUUUUUGCAGAUAGCUACACUCUUAUAUACAUGUAGUAUAUAUACUUAGCAGUAUUUGUUACUGUCUGUGUAAUUUUUGUAGUAUGAAGACUGGCUUAGUCUUUGCAAUUUAGUGACAAAAUUAUUAUUUUUUGUACUCUCUCUCUGUAACAAAUAUUUUUUUUUCAUCCUGACUAUCAAGAUCUGUUGGUUGGUAGUACAUUGUUGUUGGUUUUUAAGUCUUAAAAACUUGGAAACUUAAAAUGAAAAAAUAUACUAUUCAUACUUCUGUAUGUUUAUUUAAUGCAUUUUUUGAAAUAACUUAAGCAUUUGUACAAUUACUGGGCUAGUUUGAUGCAUCUGAUCUGAUUUUGGCUUUUUAUGAAGAUGAAUUGAUUUAUUAAGUUUAACUGCAUUUAUGAAAAGAAAUUGGAAGUUUUUUAAGUAGACAGAUAAAACCUAAUGUUUUUCCUAGUGUUGGCUUCCAGGCCAAAUAUGGAAAGAAAAAAAAAGGUUAAAAAACUUUAAGUUCAUAAAGUGUUUUCCCUGAUAAAUAAAGAUUUUUUUCUUACAUUAUUUGUUCCAGUGCAAUCUAUUUCAGUAGUUUCGUACUUGUUGCUUUAGUUAUCGGGUGAAGUUUUUGUAUGUCUUGAUGGACAUGUACAGGAUAGAGGACAUGCUUUGAAUGCCUUAAAAAAAGCUUGUUUUUAAACAAGCACUUUCACUUCUUUUAAUAUAACACAUAUUGUUAAGUGAUGUGUAUGGAAUAUGUGAAAGAAUAAUCACAGGUUUUAGAUGUGAGUGAAUAUUUAAUGAAAAGGUUACUGUGUACAGGUAACUUUAAUUUUGUAACCUGAAUAAUGUCUUAAGUUCUUGAGUCUAAAGAUUUAUGUAAAAUCUAAGCUAUCUCAAAUAAACAAAUAUUUAAAGAAACAACAUCAAUGUAUAAGUUAACAUUUUAACAAAAGAUUGGGAAGUCUGAUUUUGUUCAUUAUUGAAGUUAGGAAGUCAUUACAUAUCUGACUACAAAAUCAGUAGAAAAACUGUAGAGAUGAUUUUAUAUGCAAAAAUAAUUUUAAUUAGGCUAGAAGAUUGUUUGUUUAGGAAAAUUUGUUAUUUUUAGAGGUUAAUCUUUUUGUCAUACAUGUAUGGGGGUUAUUAAACUAUACUUCUUGAGAAAGUGCUUAAAAUGGUGAAUUUAGUUUGACUCUUUGUGUUUCAAAAUAUAUGCAUCUAAAAUACAAUUGUUUUUCAUAGUUGAUUUCCAGAAAUAAAACUUCCAAGAACAAGACAAUGUGAGGAUAUGUUUAGGUUAUUGCAUCUACCUAUGAUUGAUGUAAUUAGAUUAUCAUGAGAAUAUUGCAUGUUUCUGUGUGCUACAUGUACUUAUUAGAGUAUUUCAGUUGAAAUUUGUACCAAUUUACCAACUGUCCCCGAGUAUCUCAUGAAAAAAAAAUCUAACAUGAAAAGUUUAUAAAACUAAUAUUUGUUUUUCUUAGAUGUAACUUGUGUAUCACUUUUCAUUCCAGUCUAGUUACUACACG